Messenger RNA from Cricetulus griseus (Chinese hamster), 609 nucleotides. Lineage: Eukaryota; Metazoa; Chordata; Mammalia; Rodentia; Cricetidae. The record is from RefSeq and is a predicted model, not a curated record.
AUGGCUACGAAGCCCAUCAGUGUGGGAGAGGAAGAAAAUGAAACUCAAGAGCCUCUUGCUUCGGUAUUACCCACCAGCUCCUCUCAGAUCCACCCACUCCUCAACGUCAUGCCUGUCCAUAAACUCUUGAGUGUGGCCCUGGGGCAUGGAAUUAUGCUGGAAUAUGAAAAAGGUGGAGAACUAAAGACCAAAUCCAUAGAUUUGCUUGAGCUCAGUCCUAGUACUGAUGUCAACACCCUAGUAGAAGAGAUCCAGAAAGCGGAGCCUCUGAUCACGGUGUCCAGGGCACAGCAAGUCAGACUCCUGGUCCAGCGGCUGCAGGAGAAACUCAGGCAGCAUUGUGACCACAGCUUCUACCUGUUCAAGGUUCUCAGAGCACACAUCUUGCCAUUGACCAAUGUGGCUCUCAACAAAGCAGGCUCGUGCUUCAUCACAGGAAGUUAUGAUCGGACAUGCAAGGUGUGGGACACUGCAUCUGGAGAGGAGCUGCACACCCUGGAGGGCCACAGGAACGUGGUUUAUGCCAUAGCCUUCAACAAUCCUUACGGGUAUGUUCAUGUCAUCCCUUCACUUCUUAGUCACUCACGUGUUCAUCCCACCACCUACUGG